GCAGCUGUUAAGACAGCCCGAAUAGCAUUUUUGCAAGGAGAAAGAAAAGGUCAAGAGAACUUGAAGAAGGAUUUAGUAAGAAGAAUAAAGAUGUUAGAGUAUGCAUUAAAACAAGAAAGGGCAAAAUAUCACAAAUUAAAAUAUGGCACAGAACUGAACCAAGGUGAUUUGAAAAUGCCAACCUUUGAAUCAGAAGAAACCAAAGACACAGAAGCUCCCACAGCGCCUCAGAAUAGCCCGUUAACGUGGAAGCAAGGCAGACAGCUGUUAAGACAAUAUCUUCAGGAAGUAGGUUACACAGAUACAAUAUUAGAUGUACGGUCUCAGCGGGUAAGGUCAUUACUUGGACUGUCCAAUUCAGAACCAAAUGGAUCAGUAGAAACAAAGAAUUUAGAACAGAUCCUGAAUGGAGGUGAAUCUCCUAAGCAAAAAGGACAAGAAAUCAAAAGGCCUUCUGGUGAUGUUCUUGAGACAUUCAAUUUCUUAGAAAAUGCUGAUGACAGUGAUGAAGAAGAGGAAAAUGACAUGAUUGAAGGGAUCCCAGAAGGAAAAGACAAACAUCGGAUUAAUAAACACAAAAUAGGUAAUGAAGGUUUAGCUGCGGACUUAACUGAUGAUCCUGAUACUGAGGAAGCACUGAAAGAAUUUGAUUUUUUAGUGACUGCUGAAGAUGGUGAAGGAGCUGGAGAAGCACGGAGUUCAGGGGAUGGCACAGAAUGGGAUAAAGAUGACCUCUCCCCAACUACUGAGGUUUGGGAUGUAGACCAGGGACUAAUAAGUAAAGUGAAGGAACAGUACAAGAAGGAACGAAAGGGGAAGAAAGGGGUGAAAACUGAACCAAUAACGUUUCCAUCUGGAGGAGGCAAGUCAUUUAUUAUGGGUUCUGAUGAUGUUUUGUUAAGUGUACUGGGCCUUGGAGACCUUGCAGACUUGACGGUAACAAAUGAUGCAGACUAUAGUUAUGAUUUGCCUGCCAAUAAAGAUGCCUUUCGAAAGACAUGGAAUCCCAAGUAUACACUACGUAGCCAUUUUGAUGGAGUCCGGGCAUUAGCUUUUCAUCCUGUAGAACCUGUGCUAGUUACCGCUUCUGAGGAUCAUACUCUGAAACUUUGGAACUUGCAAAAAACAGUUCCUGCCAAAAAGAGUGCCUCUUUAGAUGUAGAGCCUAUCUACACAUUUAGGGCCCACAUUGGCCCUGUUCUAUCAUUAGCUAUUAGUUCUAAUGGAGAGCAGUGUUUCAGUGGUGGUAUAGAUGCAACCAUCCAGUGGUGGAAUAUGCCUAGCCCUAAUGUGGAUCCAUAUGAUACAUACGAGCCAAAUGUUCUAGCUGGCACUUUAGUGGCUCAUACAGAUGCUGUCUGGGGUCUUGCUUAUAGUGGUAUAAAAAAUCAAUUACUAUCAUGUUCAGCAGAUGGCACUGUUAGGUUAUGGAAGCCACAAGAAAAAUUGCCAUGUAUUUGCACCUACAAUGGAAACAAGGAGCAUGGAAUACCUACAUCGGUUGACUUUAUAGGCUGUGAUCCAGCUCAUAUGGUGACCUCUUUCAACACUGGUAGUACAGUAAUUUAUGAUUUAGAAACAUCACAGUCAUUGGUGAUGCUUUCAUCACAGAUAGAUUCUGAUUUACAAUCCAGUAAUCACAUUAAUAGAGUAGUAAGUCAUCCCACACUUCCUGUUACAAUAACUGCUCAUGAAGAUAGACACAUCAAAUUUUUUGACAAUAAAACGGGUAAAAUGAUCCAUUCUAUGGUAGCUCACUUGGAUGCUGUUACAAGUCUCGCAGUAGAUCCUAAUGGAAUCUAUUUGAUGUCUGGAAGCCAUGAUUGUUCUAUUAGAUUGUGGAAUUUGGACAGCAAGACAUGUGUGCAAGAAAUAACAGCACAUAGGAAGAAAUUAGAUGAAUCAAUAUAUGAUGUUGCUUUCCAUCCAUCAAAAGCAUAUAUUGCUAGUGCAGGGGCUGAUGCCCUUGCCAAAGUAUUUGUGUGAAUCAACAAAUACAUCAUAACAACAGAUUUGCUUGAACAAAAAGAGGGUCUGCAUCACUGCCAUCAAAAAUGGUUACUGAUAAGACACUACAUGUGAUCUGCCUGGUGAAGGCUAUUUAGGGCAGGCAUAAAUUGGUGGAAAUUAAAAUCUUAAUGUCAGGUUCAUUAAUUAAUUGUAAUUACUGUAUUUUGUGGGACAAAAAAAAAGGACUCCAGUAUUUGUGGCCUGUACUGGAUACAAACUGAGCAUAUAUCUGUUUUUUAGGUAUCUUUAAGCCAACGUGGAGUCUGAUCUUACAAAAGGACUUUUAUUUUGGACUCUGUGUGCUGCCUUAGGGUUAGGGAUGUGGUGCUCUUGUUGGGGGGAAGUGAGCUCCAAGAGUAGUUUUUUUUUCAUCUCUUAGUGAUCUUCUGUUUAUCAGUUGAAUGCCACAGAUUCCCUUUUAAACUUAUUUUGCUUUAAAAAAAGAAAAAAAGAAAAUUUAACUUAAAAUAUUUUAGCAUUAGUUGCACAAAAUGUUUGGAUAAAAUUCUAGUUUUUAUAAGUCUUUUUUAUAUAUUUAGCCUGUCACAACAGUGCUUAAGAUUGUAUUGAAGUUUUUCUGCAUUAUACAACCCUAAAACA
Messenger RNA from Myotis davidii, 2610 nucleotides. RefSeq names its product striatin 3 (gene STRN3). The transcript has 18 exons. Gene Ontology annotation, cellular component: dendrite. The record is from RefSeq and is a predicted model, not a curated record. NCBI's taxonomy places the organism in Eukaryota, Metazoa, Chordata, Mammalia, Chiroptera, Vespertilionidae. The coding region runs from base 91 to 1986 and encodes 631 amino acids. Gene Ontology annotation, molecular function: protein-containing complex binding; armadillo repeat domain binding; calmodulin binding.